UUCCAUCAACUGACCAAAGCAAGAAGAAUCUUUACGCAGAGAGGAUCAUAUGGAGAAUUGCAGCUUAGAUCUCUGCCUAUCUUCAGUGACUUCUUCACUUCAAUCUUGUCGCCGAGAUUCCAAGGUUAGUCAAUCUUUAGCCACGAGAACUAAGGAGAUCAAUGCAUUCUAUAGUGGGAGAGUACGAGAAUACGAUCUCGUAGAGAUCCAGAUAAGGGCGGUAAUAGAGAUGGCGAGCAAGGAGCGUGACAUAACGGCGUUAGAGUUAGCACCGGUUAGACUAGAAUCGCCGUUAGUGUUUUCGGUGAAGAGAUCAGUGGAGAGGUUUUUGGAGAAGAGAAAGAAGAGAAGCAAAUAUGUUGCUACACCUUACAGUUACACUUGCAGCUCCACGUCUUCCUCCUCUUCCCAUCAUUUCUAA
This is a messenger RNA of Brassica napus (rape), 421 nucleotides long. RefSeq names its product protein JAZ13-like. Lineage: Eukaryota; Viridiplantae; Streptophyta; Magnoliopsida; Brassicales; Brassicaceae. The coding region runs from base 50 to 421 and encodes 123 amino acids. The record is from RefSeq and is a predicted model, not a curated record. The transcript is spliced from 3 exons.